AUGGAUAAUUCAUUUAUACCGAAAGAAUUAAUUGGAAAAGAUAUUUAUAAAAUACUAGGUUUGAAUAUAAGUGAUUCAAAUAGAGAAAAUAUAAAAAAUAUUAUUAGAAAAAAAUAUUUAAAAUGUGCUUUAAUAUUGCAUCCGGAUAAAAAAGAGUUUAAUUUUAAAGUAGAAGAAAAAGAUAAAUAUGCAGAAAAUUUUAGUAUAUUAAAAAGCGCUUAUGAAUUUUUAAUGAAUGAAAAACUAAGAAAAAAAUAUAAUUUGUAUAUGCAAAAGAAAUUAAAAAAGAACGUACCUAUAAAUAAUACAAGUUUAAAUAGAUUCUUGGACAAAAAGAAAUUUCUAUCAUGCCAAAAUCAAAAAUUAAUUUACAAAAAGAAAUUAGAAGAAAAAGAAAAGUUAAAAUAUAUUCCCAAUAAAAAUGAAAGUGAACAAAGCAAUUCAAACGAAGAAGUAAAUUUAAAAAAAAUUAAAAAGGAAAAUGAAGAAUUUAUGAAAAAAAGUGUACAAGAAAAUAAUAAAAAGAAAAAAUAUAUUCACGAUAAUGAUAAAUUAAUUGAAAUUUAUUUAGAUAAUUAUGAUAACAAUAUUAAUUUAUUGAAGUUAUAUAUUAAAAAAAAAUAUAUUUUGAACUUUUUUAUUAAUUUUAACUUUUUAAAAUAUUAUCUAAAUUUAAAUGAUGAAGAAAAAGAAAAUAAAAGAAGAGUUGGAUAUAUAAUAUUUAGUCAUCGUUUUGAAACAAUAAGAGCUUAUAUAUACUAUAAAAAAAAUUUAGAUAAAAUUAAUAGUAAUUUCAAGUUAAAAUUAUUAAUUCCUUGCAAUGAAGAUAAAGAAAUGUAUAAUCAAAAAAUACAGGAAUCAGAAAAUAUCGAUCAAAUGAUGAAUGAAAUGGUAGAUGAAUUAGAUAAAAUUUUUUCAGCAUAA
Messenger RNA from Plasmodium relictum, 924 nucleotides. RefSeq names its product DnaJ protein, putative. The record is from RefSeq and is a predicted model, not a curated record. NCBI's taxonomy places the organism in Eukaryota, Apicomplexa, Aconoidasida, Haemosporida, Plasmodiidae. The transcript has a single exon. Bases 1 to 924 code for a protein of 307 amino acids.